Sparassis crispa is the source of this 414-nucleotide messenger RNA. RefSeq names its product Histone H3.2. The coding region runs from base 1 to 414 and encodes 137 amino acids. Gene Ontology annotation, molecular function: structural constituent of chromatin; protein heterodimerization activity; DNA binding. The transcript is spliced from 4 exons. Gene Ontology annotation, cellular component: nucleosome. The record is from RefSeq and is a predicted model, not a curated record. Lineage: Eukaryota; Fungi; Basidiomycota; Agaricomycetes; Polyporales; Sparassidaceae.
AUGGCCCGCACCAAGCAAACCGCUCGCAAGUCUACCGGUGGCAAGGCACCUCGUAAACAACUCGCUGCCAAGUCCGCAGCCCGCAAGACUGCCCAGGCCACAGGCGGUGUGAAGAAGCCUCAUCGCUUCCGCCCCGGCACCGUCGCCCUCCGCGAAAUCCGUCGCUACCAGAAAUCGACCGAGCUCCUCAUUCGCAAGCUCCCCUUCCAACGUCUUGUCCGCGAAAUCGCGCAGGACUUCAAGACGGACCUCCGCUUCCAGUCAUCUGCCGUCAUGGCUCUCCAGGAGGCCUCCGAAGCAUACCUCGUCUCACUCUUUGAGGACACCAACCUCGCUGCCAUCCACGCCAAGCGCGUCACCAUCCAGCCAAAAGACCUCGCACUGGCCCGCCGCCUGCGCGGUGAGCGGACAUGA